Exophiala aquamarina CBS 119918 is the source of this 1968-nucleotide messenger RNA. RefSeq names its product fused signal recognition particle receptor. The transcript has a single exon. Gene Ontology annotation, cellular component: endoplasmic reticulum membrane; signal recognition particle receptor complex. Bases 1 to 1968 code for a protein of 655 amino acids. Gene Ontology annotation, molecular function: signal recognition particle binding; GTP binding; ATP hydrolysis activity. NCBI's taxonomy places the organism in Eukaryota, Fungi, Ascomycota, Eurotiomycetes, Chaetothyriales, Herpotrichiellaceae. The record is from RefSeq and is a predicted model, not a curated record. Gene Ontology annotation, biological process: SRP-dependent cotranslational protein targeting to membrane.
AUGUUGGACGCCUUUGAGAUCCUCACCACUUCGGGCGUGGUUCUGUGGUCCAGAUCCACCUCUACCAUUGCUGCCACGGCCGUCAACAGUCUGAUCAACGAUGUCUUUAUCGAAGAAAAGGUCCGCCCGGUCCUCUCAAAUUCCGCCCACCCCACCUACAAGCAUGAGAGAUACACCUUAAAAUACGCACUCGUCAAAGACCUGGGCCUGAUCUUCGUUGCUGUCUAUCAAUCUCUUCUCCAACUCACCUGGGUCGACAAACUACUCGACGAUGUUCGCACCAUAUUUGUCGAGGUCUAUAGAGGCCAACUCGAGGAACUGGACUAUACCGCUCUGAAGUACCCCUUCGACAAGUACUACGACGAAGAAAUGCGCCGGCUGGAUCAGUCUGCUGGUGGCCCCGUCUCCACUCAAACCCCACGAGUUCAGGUUCAAGAGGAGAAGAAACAGAGUGCUGAAGGUGGUGACACAGGAGGACCUCCCCCGCCAGAGUCACCUCAGCUUCUCAAGGCACAGCCUCGCGCUGUGCCUCCCUUGAACGGUGACUCCACUCUGAGUACACCUGUUCAAUCUCCUGACUCUUCCCGACCCACAACUCCUUUACCUGGCAUUGCUAGCCAUCUCUUGACGGAGAAAGCAAGACCAGGAAGUCGCGGUUCGCGCCGCUCAAGAAAGGCUGCCAAUGCCCCCUCCGCCAACGCAUCGUCUGGCGACGAAGCAAGGCGGCCAAGAACUCCCAAGUCCACCGCCAAAAAAGGACGAGUGUGGGGUCCAGAUGGAAUGGCAGACGAAUCUGACGACACUAAUCUCGACUACUCUGCUAUUGAAGCUGAUGCUAAUGGCGAGUCUGCCGUUCGAUCGCCUGCUCUAGAAGCCAUCAGCCAAGAAAGCUGGGGUACCAAGAACAAGCAAGGACAGUUUGUCCUCAAAGAUCUAGAUGAUGAAGUCACCAACAUUUUGAAAUCCGUAGAUUCUGGCAAGUCUGAGGCUAACGGGGCCCGCAACACGAGAUUUGGAGCCAUCUCCGGCUAUUUUCGGAACAUAGUCGGAGGCAAGACGUUGACCAAGGAAGACCUCGACCAGCCUCUGAAGUCUAUGGAAGAACACCUUAUCAACAAGAACGUCGCUCGCGACGCAGCAACCCGUCUUUGUGAGGGGGUCCAGACGGAAAUGGUUGGCAAAAAGACGGGAGCAUUUGAGUCAAUUGACACAGCCUUAAAACCAGCGCUCGAAAACUCCUUGCGCAAGAUCCUCACCCCCAGAUCCUCCUUAGAUCUUCUACAACAAAUCGAGUCAGUCGCCAAUCCAUCGGGUUCGAAAGCAAAACCACGGCCAUUUGUAAUCACCAUACUUGGUGUAAACGGUGUCGGUAAAUCCACCAACCUCUCGAAACUGUGCUACUUCCUUCUACAAAACAACUAUCGGGUGCUUAUAGCUGCAGGCGACACGUUCCGAUCGGGUGCUGUGGAGCAGCUGAAUGUUCAUGUACGUAAUCUAAGAGAGCUCACAGCUCGAGAGAACUUAGGCGCCGUCAGCAUCUACGAAAGAGGCUACGGGAAAGAUGCUGCAAAUGUUGCCAAAGACGCGGUCGCCUUUGCAGCUGCCAAUGAUUACCAAGUGGUUUUGAUCGACACCGCCGGUCGGGCACACACCAAUACUCAGCUUAUGGCGUCUCUGGAAAAGCUGGUUGACUUUGCGCAGCCCGACUUGAUUUUGCAAGUCGCAGAAGCACUGGUUGGCAAUGAUUCGGUGGGACAGGCGCAGAACUUCACAAAGGCGCUGGGGAAGAACAGAAAGCUGGAUGGAUUUAUCGUAUCAAAGAUCGAUACAGUGGGAUCUGGAAUUGGCACAAUGAUCAGCUUGGUUCAUGCUACUUCGGUCCCCGUACAGUUCAUUGGGGUUGGACAACAUUAUGGAGAUCUCCGGCAGCUAUCUGUUCCAUGGGCUGUCAAUAUGUUGAUGAGCUAG